AGUUUCCCAUGGAAAUGCAUACUGCCUUCUUUGUCUUUCACUCUCUCUGUCUCGCUGAAAUACAUCAGAUACAUGCUUUCAUCUUCAAUGUCAAACAGUGCGUACACAUGUUGUAAUGUGCAUCACGCUCCGUGUACGCACUCCUACUCUGGACAGCUAACUGUUUUCCAUGAAGUGUCCUGAUGCAAUUUGUUGAGGCUCCAGUUGGUCUUUGCUGAAGUUAUCUUGAUGAGAGUGAACCAGUUUGAGUCAGAGGGUCUGUGAUGAAUGGAAAGACAAGGCCGCAACCUGACACAAACUUAGGGGUCCUUAGAAGACUUCUAGCUCAUCUUCAAUUUCUCAGAAUCAGCAAAGCAGCUCCCCGUGUGUGUGUGUAUGUGUGUGUGUGCGCGUAUGCGUGAGAGAGGCACUAUGCAGUUGGAGCUCCACACACACAGAGCAUGCCUGUGAGUGCGGGCUCGGGCAAACAUGAGCCUUCCCAGCCCAGAGAUCGUCCACAGCAGCAGCCUGAACUCCCGUCUGAGCCCCCCUCUGCCCUCCCCCUCUCUCUCCCUCUCUCGCUGCCUCUCUCUCUCCCUCUCCUCAUCUACUCUCGCCCUGCGCAGCCUCUUCCCCGCCACCUCUCCAGCACCAGCCGGGGGGACAGCUCCCGCUCUCCGCACGCCGACGUUUGCAGAGCGCCGGACGGCCCCAUGGAGGAACCCCAGGGCAACACACUGGUCGUCCGCAUAGGCAUCCCUGACCUGCAGCAAACGAAAUGCAUGAAAUUUAAUGUGGAGUCACCCAUCUGGUUGUCUAAACAACGAAUCCUCUGCACACUCAACCAGAGCCUGAAGGAUGUGCUAAACUACGGACUCUUCCAGCCUGCAUACAACGGCAAAGCCGGAAAGUUCCUGGAUGAGCAACGCACACUGAAGGAAUACCCACUUCCCGACAUCUCUCCUGUCCCAUACCUUGAGUUUCGCUACAAGAGACGAGUGUACACACAGACCCACCUGGAUGAAAAACAGCUGUCGAAACUUCACACUAAGGCUAACUUGAAAAAGUUUAUGGAAUAUGUUCAGCAAAGGAACGUUGAGAAGGUAUCAAAGUUUCUGGAGAAAGGUCUUGACCCAAACUUCCAUGACCCAGAGACCGGAGAAUGUCCGUUGACGAUGGCGUCGCAGCUGGAAGGCUGUGCAGAGCUCAUAAAGGUUCUGAAAAAUGGAGGAGCUCACCUGGAUUUCAGGACCAGAGACGGCAUAACUGCCCUUCACAAAGCAGUCCGCACCAAGAACCACACGGCACUUAUUACGCUGCUGGACUUGGGCGCCUCUCCAGAUUACAAGGACAGUCGUGGCCUGACUCCUCUGUAUCACAGCUCUAUGGUGGGGGGUGACCCGUACUGCUGCGAGCUCCUGCUGCAUGAUCACGCUCAGGUGGGCUGCAUGGACGAGAACGGCUGGCAGGAGAUUCACCAGGCUUGCCGUCACGGACAUGUGCAGCAUCUUGAACACCUGCUGUUCUAUGGAGCAGACAUGAGCGCUCAGAACGCUUCUGGAAACACUGCCCUGCACGUGUGUGCUCUCUAUAACCAGGAUAGCUGCGCAAGAGUGCUGCUGUUCAGAGGGGCGAAUAAGGAGAUUAAGAACUACAACAGCCAAACUGCCUUCCAGGUGGCUAUUAUAGCUGGGAACUUUGACCUGGCAGAAAUUAUAAAGACUCACAAAGCAUCAGAUGUUGUGCCUUUCAGGGAAACGCCUUCCUACACAAAUCGCCGGCGCGUGACUGGAGGCGACACUCUGACAUCAUCACGUUCGCUGCCUCGCUCCGCCUCCGACAACAAUCUGAACAACGUGGCUGACUCCGGCCCCGCCCACUCCCCCGUGCCGUCUCUGAGGAGCCUGCCCCCUUUGGCACACUCUGGGAUCGACACGGCGGCCGACGGCAGCCUGCAGAGCACAGGCAGCUCACUUUCCUCACACUCCCGCUCGCCCUCCCUCCAGCGCGUCACCGAGGAGUCCGGCACGCACGCAGUACGCCGACACACGCCCCUCACGCACUCCCACAGCCGGGGACGCCUCAGCCCGGGGACGGUCCAGCGGGACCCCAGCCCUCCUCCCGCGGGGCCCUCGCACACACUCUCAGGAGCCCGGGGCCCCAAACGGAAACUCUACAGCGCCGUGCCGGGGCGCACCUUCAUCGUGGUCAAACCGUACACACCGCAGGGAGAGGGAGAGAUCCAGCUGAACCGCGGAGAGAGGGUCAAAGACUACCACUCAAACGCAGUGGAAGUGUUAAGUAUAGGAGAAGGGGGAUUCUGGGAGGGCACUGUAAAAGGAAGAACUGGUUGGUUUCCUGCAGACUGCGUGGAGGAGGUACAGAUGAGACAGUUUGAUCCUCGACUUGAGACGAGAGAGGAUCGAACUAAGAGGCUGUUCAGACAUUACACUGUGGGCUCCUACGACAACUUUACCUCAUACAGUGAUUACAUCAUCGAGGAGAAGAACGCUGUGCUCCAGAAGAAAGAGAAUGAGGGAUUCGGCUUUGUCUUGCGAGGAGCAAAAGCGGAGACACCCAUUGAAGAGUUUACACCCACACCUGCCUUUCCCGCACUGCAGUACCUGGAGUCUGUGGAUGUUGAGGGCGUGGCCUGGAGGGCGGGGCUAAGGACUGGCGACUUCCUCAUUGAGGUGAAUGGUGUAAACGUGGUAAAAGUGGGACACAAGCAGGUGGUGUCACUCAUCCGGCAGGGAGGAAAUAGCCUCCUGAUGAAGGUGGUGUCAGUCACACGCAAGCCAGAGUCUGAGGAAUCAGUCAGGAAGAAGGCACCCCCGCCUCCAAAAAGAGCGCCCAGCACCACCCUUACCUUGAGGUCCAAAAGCAUGACUGCUGAGCUCGAAGAGCUAGCCUCUGCAAGGAGGAGAAGAGGGGAAAGGCUAGAUGAGAUUUUGGCCUCUCAGGAGACAGUACUGAGGCCAAAGGUAGAAGCAGACUACAGAGCAGCCACGGUGAAGCAACGUCCUACCAGUCGCCGAAUGACACCAGCAGAAAUCAGUUCUCUUUUUGAGCGGCAAGGACUUGCUCUUCAUGGUGCUCUUCACCCAGCGUUGGAAAAAGCCCACAUGCAGCUGCCGAAAAGCAUGGCUAGGACAAAGUCUUUUGGAGCAACUGAAGAGGAUCGACUAUCUGCCCUGGCAGCGGAACACAGGUUUCCACGGAGCUCCUCCAUGACAGACAGCCUGAGAGACAGCCAUAGUAUUCCUCCACCUCCCCAAACGGCUCCCCCACCUCCCCCGUCGCUUUACUAUCUAGAUACUGGACCCCCUCCUUCGUUCUGCCCACCCCCUCCCCCUGGCCGCAUUUAUGACCCCAGCCGUUCCAGUUUUAAACCAGGCUCUGAACCGAGACUGCACGCUUUGCCACAGACAAUGUCCGCUGAGCUUUUUGAGCCGCCUCGCCAUGCCUCCCACAUGGAUCGGCAGAAGAAAGCCCGCUCCAUGAUCAUUCUGCAGGACUCUUCCCACCUCCCUGUGGAGCCUACUGACAUCCCCAGGCCAGGUGCUGUCUCAACUCCGCCCGAGAGGAUCAAACGGAAAGGUCGAGUCAUCGAUAACCCCUACGCCAAUGUGGGCCAGUUCAGCGUAGGCCUGUUCGCACCGCCUCCCAGCAAGCCACAGCGGAGGAAGAGCCCACUUGUAAAGCAACUGCAGGUGGAAGAUGCUCAGGAGAGAGCCUCACUAGCACUGGCAUCCAUCCAUGCGAGAGAGCACUCUCCCUCUGGGCGCCUAGCUGCCCACCACACCAGCAGGGCUGAUUUCUAUCAGCAGCAGCAGCAGCUGUUGAAGGAACGCAGUCAAGCUCAAGCUGAGGGAAUGUUGCAAGGAAAAGGACCUUUUGCUGCUGCAAUUGCUGAUGCUGUGAAAGACCGGGAACGUCGUCUGGAGGAGAGGCGGAAAUCCACAGUCUUCCUAUCAGUGGGCACUAUGGAGGGCAGUUCAGCACCACCCCCAGAGGCCCCCUCACUCACACCAUCACGUUCUGUCGAUGAACGAAUGCUCACACGUGAACUUGGUCAGUUGCCUCCUCCCGCCUUGGCAUUGCGUCCCUCUCCUGGGGGCACCACCUUCAUUCACCCACUGACGGGCAAGCCCCUGGACCCCAACUCUCCAUUGGCACUUGCGCUGGCCGCAAGGGAACGAGCAUUAACCUCCCAGAGUCAGUCCCCUUCAAGCAGCCCUGAGCCCAGAACUAAACAUGAAGCUGCUGGAGGGGUGCUGUAUAUGGAGACCCAGACCAAAGAGGCUGAGCGGUCAGAGGGUGAGGGGGAGUUCGCCUCACCUCCCUUUUCUCCUGCGGCAAAAAGAAUUUACGAGUCCUCCGCCCCCACCAGCAAAAUUCAGUGGGGAAGUCCCAUAUCCACCAGGAAAGAGUUAGAAACAAGGACAGAAAGGAAGGAGGAGAGGAAAAUUGAGGACAAGAAGAGUAUGAUCAUCAGCAUCAUGGACACAUCUCAGCAGAAAACUGCUGGGCUUAUCAUGGUUCAUGCAACGAGUAAUGGGCAGGCCGUGGGGCCCAGCCCAGAGCACAGUGUCCCCUCUCCUAAGGGGGCUUUGUCAGAGAGCCCAAAACCCAUGCUGGCUGAAAUAAAACGCGCCAAGUCCCCUGGUCCUGAUGCUCCUUCGAUAUCAACCCCACCUCCAGCCACAGCUCCAGCUUCCCAGCCAUCUCCCGGCCCUGCCUCAGAUAAAACUCUGGCUCAGGGUAGUUCAGAGGAAGAUGUUGAACCCUACACGGUCACCUUGCCACCUGCCAUGCUGUCCUCCAGUGAUGAGGAGACGCGAGAGGAGCUCCGUAAAAUUGGUGUGGUUCCUCCACCGGAUGAAUUUGCCAAUGGCCUUCUUGGAAAGACACCUGAAACUGCAGUACCUCCUGUUCCUACGUUGGUGCAGACAACCCCUUCUGCCCUUCCCUCAGCUCCACCCCCACCCCCUGCCCCUCCAGCAGCGGUCGCCGCAGCAGCACAGGUCCCUGCUAGCAGUGGCCCGCAAGCAGCCUCAGGGAAGCCAUCUGAGUCCCACCUGGGCCCAGAGUCUGCUGCUGACUCCGGAGUGGAAGAAGUAGACACUCGUAGCUCCAGCGAUCACCACCUGGAGACCACGAGCACCAUCUCCACUGUCUCCAGCAUGUCUACACUGUCCUCGGAAAGCGGCGAGCCCACGGACACCUACACCACCCACGCAGAUGGCCAGACGUUCAUUCUUGAUAAGCCGCCAGUGCCUCCAAAGCCAAAGCUCAAGUCCCAGCUCAGCAAGGGCCCGGUGACAUUCAGGGACCCCCUGCUUAAGCAGUCAUCUGAUAGCGAACUGCUCUCACAGCAGCAUGCUGCUGCGCUGGCUGCUGCUGCGGGAGCCUCAGGCCCGGCCAGACCCCGCUACCUCUUCCAGAGACGCUCCAAGUUGUGGGGGGACCCUGUGGAACCCCGUCCGCUUUCGGGGGCAGAGGAAGGCAAGCCCACUGUGAUCAGUGAGCUCAGCUCACGGCUGCAGCAGCUGAACAAGGACACACGCUCACUUGGGGAAGAGCCACUUGGAGCUUCACUUGACCCCGGAAGGAAAUCGCCCGUGGUUGGUGCAAGACUCUUCAGCAGUUUGGGGGAGCUCCAUACUAUCUCUCAGAGAGGCUACGGCACCACCUACACCAUCAGACCAGGCAGCCGCUACCCAGUGACCCGGCGGACGCCCAGCCCUGGUUCCCCGGACCGCUCGGAUCCUCUGGGACCCAUCCGGGGCUUUGGUCUGGCCACUUCCCCCAUCACACCCCCCACCAUCCUUAAGUCGUCUAGCCUCAGUCUCCCUCAUGAACCGAAAGAAGUGCGUUUCGUCAUGAGGAGCUCCAGUGCGCGCAGUCGCUCUCCCUCUCCCGCCCCCUCACCAGGCAUGCCCUCCCCCCUGCUCGCACUUCGGCCGUUCCACCAGAAGCCCCUCCACCUGUGGAACAAGUAUGACGUGGGUGACUGGCUGGCCAGCAUAAACCUUGCUGAACACCGGGAGCGAUUCCAAGAGCAUGAGAUUGAGGGCUCCCAUCUGCCCGCUCUGACCAAGGAGGACUUCGCUGAGCUGGGCGUGACGCGCGUCGGUCAUCGCAUGAACAUUGAGCGCGCUCUUAAACUGCUGCUGGAGAGUUGACCAUGCGCCUCCCUCUGCCUGUAGCUAGUCUCGACACAGUUUUCUUUUUAUUUUCUUAUUUGCUUGUCUUUUUAUUUUUCUUAUGAUUCUUGAGCUUUAAAGCAAAAGUGUGUCAUUUCAAUGUUAAAGGGACAGUUCACCCAAAAAUGAAAAUUUGUCAUCAUUUACUCCCCCCUCAAGUUGUUCCAAACCUGUAUACAUUUCUUUAUACUAUAUACAUUCUCUGCUGUACACAAAGGAAGAUAUUUGAAAGAAUGUUUGUAAGCAAGCAGAUCUCGCCCCCCAUUGACUAUCAUAGUAUUUUUUUCCUUCUAUGGUAGUCAAUGGGGGGUGAGAUCUGCUUGGCUACAAACAUUCUUCCAAAUAUCUUCCUUUGUGUUGAGCAGAACAAAGAAAUGUAUACAGGUUUGAAACAACUUGAGGGUGAGUAAAUGAUGACAAAAUUUUCAUUUUUGGGUGAACUAUCCCUUUAAAAUACAUUCUCCUUUCCCAGCUUAAUAUUACCCUCAAAAUAUUGCUCUGUUCAUUUGAGCAUCCCAACCAAUCUGACACACCAAUAUUGGCAGUGUUUGUACAACCAAUGUCACAUUUGGAAACAAUUUGAAUGCAAUAAUUAUUUUUGCAGUUUCUGAUUGGCACAAAAAUGACACACUUCAGCUUUAAAUAAUCCCACUAUUUCCUAAAUCUAUCAUUGGUGGAGUGGGUGUUUGCUCCAUGCCAUUUUUGUAGCACUAUCCUAAGCCCCUCCCACAUCACUGCCAGCAUCUAAUCACAUGGGUGCGCUGUGAGUUUGGGAGGGGCUGCAAUCGAAUUGGCUUUGUUCACACUGCACACAAAUCCAGUCUUUAGGACUGACUGAUGAAAUCAGAUACACUUUUCAGGCACACUCUAAAAAAAUAACUUGGAAAAAAAAAAAAAUUACACAGUACUGUUUUCCAUUGAAACAGUAAUAUGCCGUAAAAACUGGAUUCUGGGUAAUAAUAUUUGUUGGUUUCAAGAAAGUAACCUAUAGGAUACUUUCUCGAAAACAACAAAUAUUACUCAGAAUGCAGUUUUUACAGUAUAUUACUUGUGUAUAUUACAAUGCAUUCUGGGUAAUAUUAUUUGUCAUUUUCGAGAAAGUAGCCUAUAGGCCUCUUUUCUUAAAGCGACAAAUAUUACCCAGAAUGCAUUGUUUUUAUAUGGUAUAUUACUGUUUCAAUGGAAAAUGGUAUUUUACUAUGUAAAUUUGUUUCAUUUUUUUACAGUUAUUUUUUAAACUAAAAGUGUUGCACAUGUUUGUCAUGGAUUCUUGCCGUGGUGAUUCAUUGAAUUCAUUGAAGUAUUUUAUACAUUUUUGGCAAAUUCUAAAAUCACUCAGUUGUUCACUCAUUUACUAUUCACUAUAUAGUUGACGAAAUUGAGGGUAUACAAAUUUCAUCGUGAAUUAGGAAAAACUACUUUAAAUUCACACUGCGUUUUAAUCCGAUUUACCUACCACCUACAGAACAAAUGUAGUUUGAAAAUUUGAUUUUGUUUUUUUGCUGUCCAAACUACAAAAAUACACCAAAACUUGUGUUUGUCUGAACAAAGUCCAUGCAGAACAUCUCAUAAUUGAUUCUUCAGUUUUAUUAGCAUGAUAAGCACCCACUAAUCCCUUAGUCCCAAAUCCAUUUUUUUCCCACUUUACUAUCUGCUUCUUACCACUGCAUCAUUAAUCCAGAAAAAGGAGGGAUGCUGUUGAGAAAAGGAUGUUCAGUUGCCUUUCAGAGUAUUUUUUUAGGAGUGGAUGAGCAGACUGGGCGUGGCCGGAUCCUCUCUGUCUACCGCCUGCCCCCUUCUGGCUGAGGGACGUACUACACUCGGAGAAUGUUUAACCAAUACUAGUGGCUUUUUUUUCAUAAUCAGACUCUUACUUUGGGUUUCCAAAGGAAAUAUGACAUUAGAUAGAAUAUCUCAAUGUAUUUAAAUAGCUUUGAAAAUGGAGAGGGACAGCAAACAAGAUGGACCGUGCAAAACUGCACCUGUCUCUCUCCCUAGAUGAUUUAUUCCACUAAUAAUUUACUCAUUUUUACCAAUUAUAUACAUAUAUAUUUGACAGAAAAAAGUAUAUAGAUAUAUGAAUAUAACAUUUUUGUCAUAAAUAUAAAACUUAUAUAUGAUAUUAUAUAUAUAAAGACAAAAAACACUCUUGAAAAUGAUUUUUUGAUGGUUAUCCUUUUAUGAUGGACUGUAGCAUGAAACGUUACAUCACCAUAUGGAAUGACGGUUGACUGAUUUGUUUGAUUUGCAUUGUACCACCCCCUUUUUUGCUUUUGUUUGUUAUAGUUUUACAGAACCUGGUCUUCCAUCUUUAAUUGAACAUCCCACAGUGGGGUGUAACGGUGUGUGUUCACGUUUGAGCCCUUCACACAGACCACUUUUGUUAUUUUUCGUUUGUAAUUUUUCAUAUAAAACAAAACAAAAAAAGGGUUCCCAAUACAGUUACACGUUUCAUGCACACAACCACACUAGUUUCUUAUCCAAAUGUGACUUUGCUAAAUCAAAAGUCUUCUUAAUCUGGUAAUAAGAAAUUCUGAAUAAGAAACUCUGCAAUAAGUGUGCGUGUAAGCGAGUGUGUAAACAAAUGUGUGUGAGGUGUGCAUGACAGAACCACUGUGGGACCAGAAACAUCUGUAAUAUUGCAGCUUAUCUGGAUGGUAAUGACUGGUGUUCGACGUCUCAUAAAGAAACCAGAAGACAGAAUCUAUAAUUGUAAAAGUUUCCACCGUAUGGCUUAUAUGGUAACCUGCUGUAAGCAGCAUUUGGCUUAUUUGUUUUGGCCUUUUUUUAUUUCUUUAUUUAAUGUUAUUUUUUCUCUCUCCUCAUAGGUGGAUUUUGUAGCUUGUGAAAUAUGAUGCUUAGAAGAAUUUUUAUGAAUUCAUUUAGAAUGAAUUUUAGAAUGACAAUUAUUUAAAAGAUGACGCUAAGGACAAAAGAUUUAAUGAAAAUACAAUCAAUCAAAAAAAAAAAAAAAGCCCAGAGAUCCUGCAGCUGUACAUAUGGUCAAAUGACUAAAAUAUUUGCUUUUUAUAUCAAUCACAAGCAAUGUACAUACGAUAGUUUUCAUAUAAAUUUUUAAAAAUCAAAAAAUAUAUAGAUCUAUAUAUGAAUGUUUGGCAUAUAUGCAUAGUUAACCACCUGUCAAAAAAGGUGAAGAUUUUACUCUUUGUAUGGAGUUUGGGGGUGAUUUGCACAAAACAAGGUGCUAGCAUUUCAAGCCAUUCAUUCCCACCUGUCUGAUUCUACCCUCCAUUAGGGCUCAACAGAUGCAUAUGACCCGUUUAAAUAUUUAAAACGAAGCCUGGGACACAGACACACUGAUGUUCAUUUCUAUUAUGUGCGCCAUCAGUCCUGUUCAGUCUUGUGUGUUUUCUAAACAGACUGUGACAGCAGAAAGAGUUAAUGCUUCACCAUUGGUCAUCUAAAAUUAGUCCGCAUUCAAACAGCCAAGGAUGACAACACCCUCUCAGUGCUUCAUCAGAUAAGUGUUCUCGAUGACACGCCAGUAACACUGUGUAGGAAAGCCCCUUCCGUAGGAGCAGCAUUGACUCUGAGUAGAUGCCAUAUUUGUCUUGACAUGAAUAAAAAUGAAUCUUUGAGCGAAUGAAGUACAGCCUGUUCACACUGCAGCUAAAUACGGAUGUCACUCCUCUUCUUAAUCCCAUUCUGUACACACAGUUAAAUAUAGGAGUGGCAUUCUACAACUGAAUGAAAAAUCAAUUGUGAAUUUAGGUGUUACAGCAUUAUGAGAAAUGGAUAUUAAUUUUGGGAUUUGCAAAAUAUUACAUUUAACACUAAUUAAUUUAUUACUGUUUUUAAAGAUUAAUUAGACAGCAAAGGUAAUCUAAUAUAUAUAAUUAUAUAUAUAUAUAUACAGUCAAACCAGAAAUUAUUCAGACACUAGAUAUAUUACUAGAUGUAAUAUAGGUAUAUAGUUCAUUUAUGUAAGUGAGGAUAGCAAAAUAAAGUAAACUGUGACAUAUUAUACCAGUAAAAUUGAUAAAAAUUUGGGACAUUUUGACCUGACCAUGUUUUGCUUAAGUGUUAUCUGACAUAAUUAAGAUUAAUUUUUUCUGACACAGUUUAACUCUGAGAUCUUGUCAUAUUUUAUUACCAUUUUUGAAACUAUAGUGAAUAGUGUGUAUAUAUAUAUAUAUAUAUAUAUAUAUAUAUAUAUACUAGCACUAGCUUUUCUUUUUUUGGAAAGAAAUUAAUACUUAUUCAGCGUAUUGAUCAAAAGAUUUCUAUUCCAAAUAAAUGCUGUUCUUUUAAACUUUCUAUUCAUCAAAGAAUCCUCAAAAAAAAAAAAAAUGUAUCAGCAGCGCAACUGUUUUCAACGUUGAUAAUAAGAAAUAUUAGAAUGAUUUCUGAAGGAUCAUGUGACACUGAAGACUGCAGUAAUGAUGCUGAAAAUUCAGCAUUCAGCUUUAGCAUAAAUUACAUUAUAAAAUGUAUUAAAUGUAAUAAAAAUGUAUUUGACAAUAUUACUGAAUUUACUGUAUUUCUGAAAAAAAAGCACUGACCCCAAACCUUAAAUGGUAGUGUAUAUAUAAUAUUAAUUGAUACCCAUACUUUUUUUUCUGAUAUGGUGUCUAGUGACCUUGAUGUUGAUUUUUUUCCUCUGAUUGAUAUUGAAAAUAUAUACAUUUCCAGCAGAAAUUAAGGGUUUUGAAAAUAGACCUAUGACCUAUGACCUUAAGACAGUACAACUUUGAACAGACUGUACUUUUAUCACCUCAUAGCCUCAUUUGUGCUAAUGUACCAUAAAUAUGGUGGUUACUCUGACUAAAGUUUAUUCCCUCAUCUUGGAUGCUAUUUUCUGCACGAAAAUCAUUUAGCUCAUUAACAGAAAUCCUGACCUCCCCUCCUAAAACAGCUGCUCUGCAUUAAUCCAUCAGUCUGUUUGACUGUACAAGGGCUUGAAUGAAGGUGUUGAGGGGCCAUUUGGAGUCAGGCCCCUACUGAUAACUGUGAAUUACUUACUGUAUAUGUCCUCCAAUGCAGACAAGCGCCGACCCUACCAUUCAGAUCCAAAUACACGCACACAGAUUCCUUAUUAAAUCCCCAGUUAGCUUUUGCAUAAAAUCUCCCAGAAAUGCUGGAAAAUUUCGAUUUAGAGAUGACCUAUUUAAUUUCCCCAUCCUGCUGAAAAUCAUGCCCCUCCCUUUAGCUUAUCCAGAAGAACAAAAGCAAGCGUGUGUAUGUUUUUGUGAACGUCGUCCCACUCUGGAGACUUGGAACUGCAUUUCUGAGCCAUAUGUACCAGUUUUCGUCCUCUCAUCUUCUGAUAACUCGCGAGCUGUGAUUUUCGUUCACUUUCAUCUUUCAUAUUGAUUUUAUGUCAUGUACAUUAUAUUAUAGUUGUUCUAGCAGGAGAUGAAAGGACAUGAAGAGAAAUGAACAAAUGUGCCAAAAAGUAAUUAUCGUUUUUUAGCGUUUCUUUGAGGUUUGUAGAGAAUUAAAUGCUGUUCGAACCAGCACUAUGGUGCCACCUCCUGGAAAUCUUGAGACUACAGACAUCUCGUAUUUUCCUUUUUCUUCUCUUUGUUUUCCCCAAAUAUAUGAGUUUAUACAUUUUUGUGUUUUUCAGUGAUUUACAUAUGUGGCCCGAUUUAUUGAAUUUCAUGGGUUCAUGUCUGGAUUUAAGAAUCUGUUCUGUUUGGCUUGAAUUCCAGUAAGUCAAUUAGUGACUGACUUAAACAUUCGUGGACACUCUCCCUGACCUUUGCCCUUUACUUUCCCCCAAUGUAGCGCAGACAUCAGGGGUUCUGCAUAUUUAACGAGAAUGAAAAUUGCAAAUGAUUUCUUUGUAAUUUUACUCAACCAAUGGCAGGACGAAACAUGAAAUAAACACAUCAUUCACAUGA
Molecule: messenger RNA, 12055 nt
Organism: Ctenopharyngodon idella (grass carp)
Lineage: Eukaryota; Metazoa; Chordata; Actinopteri; Cypriniformes; Xenocyprididae
Gene: shank3a
Product: SH3 and multiple ankyrin repeat domains 3a
Exons: 25
Coding region: 441-6167 (1908 amino acids)
Cellular component (GO): postsynaptic density; postsynaptic membrane; dendritic spine
Molecular function (GO): synaptic receptor adaptor activity; ionotropic glutamate receptor binding
Source: RefSeq, a predicted model, not a curated record